GUCCGGACGGUGGGAAGCCGGGGGAGAGGGAUGGUGGCCGCGGGACCCGACCACGUCGUCGACGCCAUCGCCUCCUCCCGGCUGUGAGGGGCCCGCCCGGGGAGGGAGCCGGCAUGGUCCGGGAAACCAGGCACCUCUGGGUGGGAAACUUACCGGAGAAUGUGCGGGAGGAGAAGAUCAUCGAGCAUUUCAAACGAUAUGGACGUGUUGAAAGUGUCAAAAUUCUCCCCAAAAGGGGAUCCGAAGGUGGAGUGGCAGCCUUUGUGGAUUUUGUGGACAUCAAAAGUGCACAGAAGGCGCACAAUUCAGUCAACAAAAUGGGAGAUAGAGACCUUCGGACGGAUUAUAAUGAACCAGGCACCAUUCCAAGUGCUGCUCGGGGAUUGGAUGAUACAGUUUCCAUAGCAUCACGUAGUAGAGAGGUUUCUGGGUUCAGAGGAGGUGGUGGGGGGCCUACUUAUGGCCCCCCACCAUCACUUCAUGCACGGGAAGGACGCUAUGAGCGGAGACUUGAUGGGGCUUCAGAUAACAGGGAGCGUGCUUAUGAACAUAGUGCCUAUGGACACCAUGAACGGGGGACGGGAGGAUUUGAUCGGACACGGCAUUACGAUCAGGAUUACUAUAGAGAUCCUCGAGAGCGGACUUUACAACACGGGCUCUAUUAUACUUCUCGGAGUCGAAGUCCAAACCGCUUUGAUGCUCACGAUCCCCGUUACGAACCUAGGGCCCGGGAGCAGUUUACAUUACCCAGUGUGGUACACAGGGAUAUCUACAGGGAUGACAUUACGCGGGAGGUACGAGGCCGAAGGCCAGAACGGAAUUACCAGCACAGCAGGAGUCGCUCACCACACUCAUCCCAGUCUAGGAAUCAGUCUCCCCAGAGGCUGGCUAGCCAAGCGUCUAGACCCACGAGGUCUCCUAGCGGCAGCGGUUCUAGAAGUCGAUCGUCCAGUAGCGAUUCGAUCAGCAGCAGCAGCAGUACCAGCAGCGACAGCAGUGAUUCCAGCAGUAGUUCAAGUGAUGAGUCCCCGGCCCGGUCGGUUCAGUCUACAGCCGUCCCUGCACCCACUUCCCAGCUGCUUCCAUCUCUGGAGAAGGAUGAACCCCGUAAAAGUUUCGGGAUCAAGGUUCAAAAUCUUCCAGUUCGCUCUACAGACACAAGCCUUAAAGAUGGUCUUUUCCACGAGUUUAAGAAAUAUGGAAAAGUAACCUCGGUGCAGAUCCACGGGGCCUCAGAAGAACGGUAUGGCCUGGUUUUCUUUCGGCAACAAGAAGAUCAGGAGAAGGCACUGAAUGCAUCGAAAGGAAAACUCUUCUUUGGCAUGCAGAUUGAAGUGACAGCAUGGAUAGGGCCAGAAACAGAAAGCGAAAAUGAGUUCCGCCCCUUGGAUGAAAGGAUAGAUGAAUUUCACCCAAAAGCAACAAGAACUCUCUUCAUCGGCAACCUCGAGAAAACUACCACCUAUCAUGACCUGCGUAAUAUCUUUCAACGCUUCGGAGAAAUCGUGGAUAUUGAUAUUAAGAAAGUGAAUGGAGUUCCUCAGUAUGCAUUCCUGCAAUACUGUGAUAUUGCAAGUGUCUGCAAGGCUAUUAAGAAGAUGGAUGGGGAAUACCUUGGAAAUAACCGGCUCAAGCUGGGUUUUGGAAAGAGCAUGCCUACAAACUGCGUGUGGUUAGAUGGGCUUUCUACAAACGUAACGGAUCAGUAUUUAACUCGACAUUUCUGCCGCUAUGGGCCUGUGGUAAAGGUGGUGUUUGACCGCUUAAAAGGCAUGGCCCUGGUUCUCUACAAUGAAAUUGAAUAUGCACAAGCAGCUGUAAAAGAGACCAAGGGGAGGAAAAUCGGUGGGAAUAAAAUUAAGGUGGAUUUUGCAAACCGCGAAAGUCAACUGGCAUUUUAUCAUUCCAUGGAGAAAUCAGGUCAAGAUAUCAGAGACUUUUAUGAAAUGCUAGCUGAAAGAAGAGAUGAAAGACGGGGCUCCUAUGAAUACGCCCCUGAUCGCACAUAUUACGAGACGGUUCGAACUCCAGGCACAUAUCCGGAAGAUCCCCGGAGAGAAUAUCCAGCCCGAGGGAGGGAGUUCUAUGCAGAAUGGGAUCCUUACCAACCGGACUAUUACGAUCCACGCUAUUACGAUGAUCCUCGGGACUACAGAGAUUACAGGAAUGACCCGUACGAUCAAGAUAUAAGGGAAUACAGUUACAGGCAGAGGGAGCGGGAAAGAGAACGAGAGCGGUUUGAAUCCGAUCGGGACAGAGAACACGAAAGGAGGCCAGUUGAACGCAGCCAGAGCCCAACUCACUCGCGGCGCCCACAGAGCCCCGGGGGAUCUCCUCCACCGCCCGAGAGACUGCAGAGUGAGCCAGAACGGAGGAUUUACAGCAGGUCCUCUGACAGGAGCGGCAGCUGCAGCUCACUCUCUCCCCCAAGAUAUGAUAAACUUGACAAAGCCCGCAUAGAACGCUACACCAAGAAUGAGAAGACCGAAAAGGAGCGCGCUUUUGAACCGGAGAGGGUAGACAAAGAGAAACGCGUGGUGCGGAAGGAAAAGCCGGAAAAAGUAGAGAAGGAGAAGACGGAGAAGCAGAAACGCAAAGCCAAAAUUCAUUCGCCCAGUUCUCAGUCCUCCGAAACAGACCAAGAAAAUGAGCGAGAGCCCAGUCCAGAAAAACUAAAGGGCAACACCAAACCGAGCAAAGAGAAGGUUGACAAAGAAGGGACGGCCAAAAACCGACUGGAGCUGUUGCCUUUUGUGAUUCUGACUCGAGUGAAAGAAAAGGAGGGGAAGGUUAUCGAUCAGCCUGCCUUAGAAAAGCUGAGGGCAAAGAUUGAUAAUGAUACCGCUAAGCCUCCUCCUCCCCCUCCCCCGCCCCCACCGCCACCACCUCCUCCACUCGACCAGAAGCUCCAGGCCUCUCAAGUCGAGCCAGCAAAACCUGACCAGUCUAAACCGGAGCCUGUCCGAACUAAGGUGCCAAAGGAGAAGGCCCUGGCAAGCCACGUCGAAGUGGUCGACAAGGAGGGAAAGCUCAAGCCCAAGAAGCACCCGAAAACCGAGCCGGCUCCCGAAGGGGCGAACGUGGUAGACCUGGACAAGCUGGAGGCCCGAAAAAGACGCUUCGCCGACGCCAACCCAAAAGCCGAAAAACCAAAAGCAGAAGUCAAAAGAAGCAGCCCAGAUGAAGAGGAUUCUCGGGUUGUGGUAAAAAAGCAGCCGGAGGUGUCUUCCCGGGAUGCGGCGGUGCCCAGGGAAGGGGACCCUGAGAAGAAGCCUGUGAGGAAAGAGGUGCUGAAGAGAGAGUCCAAGAAAAUCAAACUGGAGCGACUCGCUACCGUUACCAGCCCCAAGGAGUGUCAAGAACCCGCCGGGGGCUCCCUGGGAACUGGUUUAAGGCCCAGCCUGGAUCAACAGGCAAGGUUAGGAGAGCCAGUCGAGGAACCGGUGGAAAAUCCAGAAAACCCACCUAAAAAACUUAAUCCUCUAAAGCCCCAGCUCAAACAGCCGCCGCCAAUAGAGGACCAGGGAACUGAGAGGGAGGAUAUUCGGAAAAAUUACUGUGGCCUCCCCGAAGAAAUGCCCGAUCAUAAACCUGGCCAAGAGAAACCACUCUCAGCAGAGACCGAAGAAAAAAUUGGCAUCGAUAUCGAUCACACUCAAAGUUACCGGAAACAAAUGGAGCAAAGCCGCAGAAAACAGCAGAUGGAGAUGGAAAUUGCGAAGUCUGAGAAGUUUGGCAGUCCUAAAAAGGAGGUAGAUGAAUACGAGAGACGGAGCCUCGUUCACGAGGUGGGCAAACCCCCUCAAGAUGUCACCGACGACUCGCCUCCGAGCAAAAAGAAGAAGAUGGAUCAUUUGGAUUUUGAAAUUAGCACUAAAAGAGAGCGAAACUACAGAAGCUCCCGGCAGGUGAGCGAAGAAUCCGAAAAGACCACCGGUUCCCCUAGCGCCCGCCAUUUUCCUUUUCACGAAGAGGAAGAGUCGGGCGAGUCCCCAAAGCCGGCGCCCUUGAAAGAAAGCAAAGAGUCUCCUAAAAUAGAUGAGAAAGGGCUUUCCUUUCCCAACCUGACAGUCCGGGAAGAGUGCCUAAAAUCGAAUCCCUAUGAUUCCAGCAGGAGGGAGCAGGUGGCAGACGUGGCCAAAAUCAAGCUUUCAGGCUCGAAUUCCGAAGAGGAGUCCAGUCGGUGGGAGGCUCAAGUGAAACCAGAACCUGGCAGAGUGGACGUCAGCUUUCCGAGCAGCAUAAUCAAGAGAGAGGGCAUAAGAAAGAGAUCCGUGCGCGACCUGGAGCCCGGAGAGGUGCCCUCUGACUCGGAUGAGGAUGGCGAACACAAGUCCCGGUCUCCCAAAGCCUCCUCGUUACUAGAGAGUUCCCGGCUCUCUUUUUUACUAAGAGACAGGGAAGACAAACUCCGUGAGAGAGAUGAGAGGCUUUCGAGUUCUUUAGAAAGAAAUAAGUUUUAUUCUUUUGCCUUGGAUAAGACUAUCACGCCAGACACUAAGGCCCUGCUUGAAAGAGCGAAAUCCCUCUCUUCUUCCAGAGAAGAGAACUGGUCUUUCCUAGAUUGGGAUUCGAGAUUUGCUAGUUUUCGAAACAACAAGGACAAAGAAAAAGUAGACUCGGCCCCAAGGCCUAUCCCGUCGUGGUACAUGAAGAAGAAAAAAAUCAGAACUGACUCGGAAGGGAAGAUGGAUGACAAAAAGGAGGAUCACAAAGAGGAGGAGCAGGAGAGGCAGGAACUGUUUGCCUCCCGGUUCCUACACAGCUCGAUCUUUGAGCAAGACUCGAAGCGUCUGCAGCACUUGGAAAGAAAAGAUGAAGAACUCGACCUCCUUUCCGGGAGGCUGUACGGGAGGCAGGCGUCAACUGAUGGGGCAAACAGCGCCUCUGAUUUGGUUCAGGAGCCCGUAGUUCUGUUCCACAGUAGAUUCAUUGAGCUCACCCGCAUGCAGCAGAAAGAGAAGGAGAAAGACCAGAAGCCCAGGGAGGCGGAGAAGCCGGAAGACAGAGAGGCCCGGCCCAAGUCCCCGGAAUCGGUUUCUGAAAACAAAGAACCGGAGCCUAAACCCUCAGCCGCAAUGGGGCCUCCGACAGCCCCCGCCGACCCCCAGGAACCGGGGCCCUUGGCGCCCGAGAAGGCCGCAAAUGAAAAGGCAGGCGAGGGGCCUCCUCCAAAAGAGGAGAAGCCGGCGGAGCAUGCCCCCGUAGCCGAAGAGCCUAACUCGGGGCCCGAGCCGGCCGCUUCCGUCACUGCGGACCCCCCGGGACCAGUAGACCCGACCCCGGCAACCGAGACUAGCAAGGAGGUGGUUCCCACUCAGCUGGUUCCCGAGGACAACUCCGUGUCCACUGAGCAUCCCUCGUAUUUAGAUACCAAGCCCCCGACCCCCGGAGCCUCAUUUUCUCAAGCGGACGGCGGCACAGAUCCAGAACCCGAAAGCGCCGCAUUGAACCCACCCUCUUCCAAGCCCGCCCUGACGGCUGAGGAGCCGGGCGAGCCUCAGGAGGAGAAACCGGUGCCCGCCGUCAAUCCAGACCCUAACGCCAACCCGAAAGCCGAGGUGGCUCCGGAGAUUCAGCCCCAGGGCUCGGACAACGAUCUGGAAGUUGAUCCUCCCGUGGUGGUAAAGGACAAAAAGUCAUACAAAAGCAAACGCUCCAAGACGCCGGUUCAGUCAACCGUGGCGAGCGUCGCCGAGAAGCCGGUCACGAGAAAGAGCGAGAGGAUUGACCGGGAAAAGUUGAAACGGUCCAGUUCGCCCCGCGGAGAGGUACAGAAACUCUCGGAGUUGAAGGUGGAGGCGGAGAAGGUGGCGAGGAACGCCGCCAAGUCCCCGGGCUCCGCGGCGGAGCCGGAAAACACCGAGCCAAGCUUACCCGUCAGCCGGACCAGGCGCAGAAAUGUGAGAUCGGUGUAUGCCACCACGGGGGACAACGAGGGCCCGUCACCCAUCAAGGACCCAGUCGACCAGCCCCGGACCACCAGGAAACGAGGUGAAAAAGAGCCCCAGGAGACGGCCACGGUCCCCACUACUCCCAGGCGGGGAAGGCCUCCCAAAACGCGCCGCAAGCCCGAGGAAGACGUGUCCCCCGUCAAAGUGGAGCCGGCUCAACAGGAGCCAGAGGAGCCAGAGGCUAAAGAGACGGUCGAACCCCCCAAAGCCGUCGAGGGCUGGAGGUCUCCCAGGGCCCAGAAGGCGGCGGCCGCCGGCGGCCAGCAGGGCAAGAAGGGGAAAAACGAGCCGAAAGCCGAAGUCGCGGCCGAAGCGUCGGAGGACGGGCCCGAGGCGGGCUCCCAGGAGCCGCAUGCCGCUGAAAGCGGUUCAAAAUCCAAGUCUGACAAAGAGGAGGCGGGACCUGAGCAGAAGCGGGACAAGAAGGAAGCAGACCCGGACCGAGAGCCCACCGAAACGCCGCCGGUGGAGAUCGUGGAGAAGAAGCCGGUCGCGGAAAAGAGCACCAAAUCGAAGAGGGGGCGGUCUCGCACCGCCAAGGCUGCCGUGGACAAAGCCCCGCUCUGUCUGAAAAACGUAGAGAUCCGCCUCAACGUCGAUGAGGUGAAAGGGGCCCUGCGGCCCACCGAAGAAGAAGCAGAGCCCGUGGUGGCGUCCCCAGGGAAGAUGAAGAGCCCUCCCCCGAAGGACGACGGUCCGGCGCUCCAGUUUGCGAAGGCCGAGCCGGGGCCUGCCCCCGGUCAAGACACGGAGAAAGAGGUACCACGGGAGCCGAGGCAGUCUCCGGAAGCCGCCCAGUUAGCCAAGCAGAUUGAACUGGAGCAGGCCGUGGAGAACAUUGCCAAGCUCACCGAGACCCCGUCCAUCGCGGCUUACAAAGAACAGGCAGCCGACGUGACGGAGGCUCGCCCGGACCAGGAGGAGGGUGACAAACCCGCCCACCAGGCUAGCGAGACCGAACUGGCCGCGGCCAUCGGCUCCAUCAUCAACGACAUCGCCGGCGAGCCGGAGGGCUUCCCGGCUCCCCCGACGUACCCCACGGACCCGGAGGCGGAGCUCUCCGCGGAUCCGCUCGUCUUGCCGUCGCCCCGGGAGGAGAUGGAGCCGGAGACGGACCAGGCCGUCUCGGGCCUCUUGGACAGCGACGCCCCCGGGGAGCCCCCGGCGGGGCAGCCCGGGAGCGGCCCGGUCGCCCCGGCGGUCGUGGCGGAACCCAAGGAGGCCGAGGUGAGCUUCAGCGAGUCUUCCAGUUCAGCCCAGGAAGCGGAGACGCUGCAGGAGGUGGACGUGUCCCGGAAAGACAAGGGCCGGCAGAAGGCGACCCGGUACCGCCGCAAGAGAAGCAUGAGCAAGAGGGGGGAGGCCGCGGAGACCAACGCGUUUGAGCCGGAACACGGGCGGAGCAAGUCUCCCGGGGCCAGCGAGGUGAAGUUCAAGCCCCAAGAGUUGCCGAAGGAGGACAAGCCGACGGAGAAUCCCCACCCCGCCUCCCCGGAACCAAGCGUGGCCGACCUGGGCAAGGACCCCGUUGCCGAGCCGGACCCGCCGGGCCCUCCGGCCGAGGACGACGCCCCCGUUGAAGUUCCGGACCCGCCCCCUCCGUCCGGGGACGACGGGAGUCCGGCUGGUCUCAAGCUCCGGUCGGCUGCCGAAAACGCCCCGGCCACCCCGCCGCCGGGUUUGCUCAGCACGCCUGCGCCCGCGCCGCCCUCCGCGACGGCGACGAAGCUCCCGGCCCCACCGGCCGCCGGCCUCGUCCCCCUCCACCCCGGCGGCGCCAAGGUGACCGAGUGGAUCUCCAGGCACGAAGAACCCCGGGCCCGCACUACCCCGCCCCCGGCCCUCCCCCCAGAUACCAAGGCCUCCGACAUAGACACCAACUCCAGCACCCUGAGGAAGAUCCUCAUGGAGCCCAAGUACGUCUCGGCGGCGAGCAUCGCCUCCACGCACGUCACGGCCGCCAUCGCGGAGCCGGUCAGCGCCCCCCGCCUGGAGGAGGUCCCGCGUCCCGCCGUAGAGUCCGUGAAACCGGUCUCGGAGGACAAGCCGGCGGUGCCCGUGACCAACGCCUCCGACCCGCCGGCGGCCGAAGCCCCGGCGUUCCCCGAGAAGGAGAAGGUCAGCACGGUCAUUGCCCCCAAAGCCACGUCGGUCAUCAGCCGGAUGCCCGCGAGCAUCGAUUUGGAGGAGACUCCGAGGAUCGCCCUGAUGAAGCAGGCCCCGGCGGCCCAGACGUGUCUGGUGAACGCCCCGUCGCCGAAGUACAAGCAGAGGCCGACCGCCAACGACAACAGCAGGUUCCACCCGGGGUCCAUGUCCGUGAUCGAAGACCGGCCCGUGGAGCCUGGCUCCGGCCCCGGCCUGCGCGUGAACACCUCCGAGGGCGUCGUGCUGCUCAGCUACUCGGGGCAGAAGACGGAAGGCCCCCAGCGGAUCAGCGCCAAAAUCAGCCAGAUCCCCCCAGCCAGCGCGGUGGACAUCGAGUUCCAGCAGUCCGUGUCCAAGUCCCAGCUGAAGCAGGAGCCCGCGGCUCCCUCCCAGCCGGCGCCCAAGGGUCCGCAGACCCCCGGGCCCUACGGGAGUGUCCCCGCCCACCCGUCCCUGGUCCUGGGCUCCCCGCCGUACAGCAGCGCGCCGCCCGUGAUGGCCGCGGUGAAGCAGGAGCGGCCUUCCCUGGACAAGCCCGAGGCCAGCCACCUGGCGGUCUCCACGCCCGCCACCCAGGCCGGCCCGGCCAAAGUCCUCUCGCAGGCAGCGAACACUCCGCCGGUGCUGGUGCACAGCCAGAUGGUCCUCCCUCCGGCCGCGGCGGCCGCCGCCAACAAGAAGCUGCCCGAGCCCGUCACCCUCAAGGUGGAGACCAAGGUCCUCCAGCCCGCCAACUUGAGCCCGGGGCUCAGCCCCCUCCACCCUCCUUCCUUAGCGGGCAAGCUGCACCCGGACGCCAACCACGUGGGCUCCGGGCCCAGCACGCCGACGGACCGAGCCAUCUCCCACCUGGGCGUCCCGAAGCAGGAGCCCCACUCGCCCCGCACCAGCGGGCACUCCCCCGCCCCGUUCCCCCGGGCCUGUCACCCGAGCGGCACCUCCUCCCCGGCGCUGUCCGGGAACGCCUCCGUCCUGCUGGCCCCGGGCAUCCCGGUGCCCCAGUACAUCUCCAGCAUCCACCCCGAGCAGUCCGUCAUCAUGCCCCCGCACAGCGUCACCCAGACCGUGUCCCUCAGCCACCUGUCCCAAGGGGAGGUCCGCAUGAACACCCCGCCGCUGCCGGGCAUGCCCUACGGCAUCCGGCCCGAGGCCCUCCACUCCCCGCGAGCGGCCCUGCAGCCCCCGCUGGAGAUCCGGCCCCAGCGGUCCAGCACUCCCCAGCCGGCGCCAGUCCGGGACAUGGUCAUCCCCCCGCUGCCCGCGCAGCACCCCGCCGACGAGGAGGUGCACUACCACCACCCCGUCUGCCGCGGGUCGGCCCCCGUGCAGUCGGACGUCCUGGUCAUGCAGCCGGACUACCGCCUCCACCCCCCGGGCAUCCGGCUGCACGACCAGUACAGCGUGCCGCGGGACAUGAGGAUGAUCAUGCACUCGCACAUGGCGGCGGUCGGCGACCACCACCCGGAGUCGAGGCGGUCCCGCACCCCCGAUGGGUCCGUGAAGACGCCCCCGGCCAGCAAGACCCCCCAGCCCGGGAAGGAGACCCCCAAGGCCUCGGAUGUCAAAAUGGCCCACUCGCCCCACAGCGAAGCCCGCCUCCUCAGCGUCCCGCCCAGCGGCCAGCUGCCGGGGCUGCCCCUCACCCCGCCCGUGGUGGUGCCCCACGGGGUGCAGAUCAUCCACCCCUCCGGGAGCUCCUUCCACGAGUACCGCUCGGUGUACGGCGACAUACGGAACUAUCACACGGCCGCCCAGCUGGGGCACCCUCAGUUUCCCGGCGCCUCCUCCAUCGGCAUGUCUUCCCGAAGCAUGACCCCCUCUCAGGGUCUGCCCGAAGGGGAACACUCCCAUCCCAGCCAACCCGUACGCAGCAAAACCCCACAGGUCUCCCAGGAUGCCAAGGGGCCCCCAACGGGAGGCCCCGAACCGUCCCACCUCCCGACUGUAAAUAGACACGCCGGCCAGAUGGACCCUCACAUCCACCUGCAGCGGGCCCAGGCCGAAACGGGUCAGACCUCUUAUCCCUCGCCGGUGUCCAUCUCCAUGAAGCAGGAGCUCCCUUCGCCGCACCCGCCUCCGGCCGUUCAGAAACAGCCCUUGUUCAUUCCGACCACCUCGGGCCCGGGGGCCCCGCCGGGACUGGCUCUGCCGCGCCCCGAGUCCCAGUCUGUCCUCAAGCAGGAUCCGCCUUCUCAUCCCGUGUCCCAGAGACCCGUGGAUAUGGUGCAGCUGUUAAAGAAGUAUCCGAUCGUAUGGCAGGGCCUCCUGGCGCUCAAGAACGACACGGCCGCGGUCCAGCUCCACUUCGUCUCCGGGAACAACGUCCUGGCCCACCGGUCCCUGCCGGCCCCUGAGGGGGGGCCCCCGCUGAGAAUCGCCCAGCGGAUGCGGCUGGAGACCUCGCAGCUGGAGGGGGUGGCCCGCAGGAUGAUGGUGGAGAGUGAUUAUUGCCUGCUGCUGGCGUUGCCCUGUGGCCGCGACCAGGAGGAUGUCGUGAACCAGACGGAGUCCCUCAAGGCAGCGUUCAUCACCUAUCUGCAGACCAAACAGGCUGCAGGGAUCAUCAACGUUCCCAACCCCGGCUCAAAUCAGCCCGCUUACGUCCUGCAGAUCUUCCCGCCCUGCGAAUUCUCGGAGAGCCACCUGUCCCGCCUGGCCCCGGACCUGCUCGCCAGCGUCUCCAACAUCUCCCCCCACCUCAUGAUCGUCAUCGCCUCCGUAUGAGCCGCCGCCGGGGGCCCGCUUCGGUUUGCGUUUUCCACGGCCCUGCAGCGGAAGAGCGAGCGAGCGAGCUAGGAAGACAGCUGGAAAGCGGCAGGAGGACGUGCUGCCGGGCGGGAGGACAGACGGACGGGCGGGCGGACGGACGGACAGCCAAACCUCCCGUCUCACUGGCCUCGAUGACACUUGUCGCUGGGUAGUGGUGCUGCUACCUUGUAUGUUUACAUAUCGCUUUAGCUUACGGACAACCGAUGCACUCAGCAGGCACGUUGGGGUUGGGUUCUCAAACCUCCUUUCGGCGAAAGGAAGAGGGUGGCGGAAUGAGGAUUUUUUUUUUUUUUUAAACAAAUGGAAAAAGAAAAAAAAAAAAAACAGACAAGCAAACCCCGAACUGCCUUUGCACUAAAUUAGUGACUUGGAUUUUUGCCCAGUUGAAGACAUGCUGUGAUGCUCUGGAUGUCUCGACACACAUUGACAUGCAUUGUGGACUCGAAUGCGGGACUUGGGAAUUUCUGCAGAAAUCGAGGGGUCAAGGAACAUUUCAUACAAUUCUUC
Tachyglossus aculeatus (Australian echidna) is the source of this 11378-nucleotide messenger RNA. RefSeq names its product spen family transcriptional repressor (gene SPEN). Gene Ontology annotation, molecular function: mRNA binding. Gene Ontology annotation, cellular component: nucleus. Gene Ontology annotation, biological process: regulation of transcription by RNA polymerase II. The record is from RefSeq and is a predicted model, not a curated record. Bases 114 to 10826 code for a protein of 3570 amino acids. The transcript is spliced from 15 exons. NCBI's taxonomy places the organism in Eukaryota, Metazoa, Chordata, Mammalia, Monotremata, Tachyglossidae.